Molecule: messenger RNA, 5694 nt
Organism: Durusdinium trenchii
Lineage: Eukaryota; Dinophyceae; Suessiales; Symbiodiniaceae
Source: the annotation of a GenBank genome assembly
AUGAAGUAUCAUUGCCAGUUCAGACUGAUGCUGCUGUUUGUUGGCGCCAUUCUCAUCAUUGCUUUCAGUACUGAACUACAUGCCUUCGAGUCCACUGAUUCUGAGUUCUUUCAGCAUAAGAUUGAGCCAAUUCUCAAGUCCAAAUGCCUCGGAUGUCAUUCGCAUGAAUCGCGUACCAUGGAAGGUGGUUUGACGCUCGACUCGCGAAGUGGUUGGCAGUCUGGCGGGGAUCGCGGACCUGCAAUACUGCCUGGUGACCCGACUGGUAGCCUGCUGAUCAAAGCAAUUCAAUGGGACGAUCCCGACCUCCAGAUGCCCCCAGACGAGAGACUCUCACCGGAGGAGGUGGAGCUAUUCAUAGCCUGGGUACAAAAGGGGGCGGUCGAUCUCCGGGAAGCAGUGGUUCCAGCGGAACCACUCACAAAUUGGUGGUCUUUGAAGAAACUCACCCGCCCUGAAGUUCCUGGUCAAGGGCAUCCAAUAGAUGCCUUUAUCAACAAGCAAUUACAAGAACAGGGCUUCAAACCGACCGAGCGUGCGGACCGAGUGACGUUGAUUCGUCGCUUGUAUACGAACCUGCUUGGUUAUCUCCCCAGUCCAGAAGAAGUCACAGCCUUUGUAAAAGAUGAAGAUCCACUGGCCUACUCAAAACUGAUUGAUCAAUUGUUGAGUUCUCCAGCAUACGGUGAGCGAUGGGCUCGGCACUGGCUCGAUGUGAUUCAUUUUGCCGAUUCACAUGGGUGUGAGCACGAUGUGAAGCGUGAUCACGCCUGGCGGUAUCGGGACUAUGUCAUCAAUCGACUUAAUGAUGACGUCCCCUGGUCGCGGUUUGUCAAAGAGCAACUUGCUCCCGAUUUCUUUUAUCCUCAAGAGCCUGAAUUGAGAGCCGGGCUGGGGUUUAUUGCAGCGGGCCCUUUAGAACUCAGUCGGGCCGGAACAGCACCGGUUACGUUUGAUUACCUUGACCGUGAUGACAUUGUCACUCAGACCAUGGCGAGUUUCGUCAGUACGACGGCCAAUUGUGCCCGCUGCCAUACUCACAAAUUUGAUCCAAUCUCUCAGGAAGAUUAUUACUCGCUCCAAGCUGUAUUUGCAGGAGUCGGAAAAGGAGACAUUGAAUUCGAUGCCUCUUUUCAAUUGAUGCAACGUCGGCAGGAAUUGAAACAGCUACUUGCAGCGACUCAGAGUGGUGAUCAGGAGAUUCUCCUGCAACCGCAGUAUGCUGAAUUUGUUGAUACAUGGAUUUCUGAGCGUAGAUCGCUCACCGUGAAAUGGACCCCCCUGGUCGCUGACGUCUUCGUUUCAGCAGGAGGGGCAACACUGAUCAAAUUGGAUGACGGAUCGGUCCUGGCCAGCGGCACUGUCCCUGAUCAGGAACAGUACACGGUGACAUCCCCCGUUGAACUUCAGCGGCUCACCGCUGUGCGACUCGACGUCCUUAAUGAUGAGUCUCUGCCGCACAAUGGACCAGGGCGAGCGGGUAAUGGGAAUCUCCAUCUGACGGAAGCGAUGCUACACUGGUUGCCCAGCGGAGCAGGUACCUCAACGCCUCUCAAAAUCAAACGCGCCUCAGCGAGUUUUGAUCAGGAUGGCUGGACCUCAGAGCAAGCGAUCGACGGUGAUACCCGAUCUGGUUGGGCGAUUUAUCCCAGAGUCAACGAAUCCCAUCACAUUGUAUUUGAAUUAGAGUCUCCUGUAGAAGUUUCAUCCGGUGGCAAGCUGGUUGUCACUCUGAAGCAACUCUACCCACCAAAGCAUGUGAUUGGUCGCUUUCGGCUUUCGGUGACUGAUGCUUCAGAAGGAGCAGCUCAAGUUUUUUCUGCUGCUGUCCGUUCAGGAUUAACGAAGACGCAAGAACAGAGAACUCAAGCUGAAGCGGUUGCAAUUGCUGCAAUGGCAUUGAAGGAAUAUGCGCAGCGAGAGUUAAGCAAACUGCCUGCUCAAGAAAUCGUCUAUGGUGUCUCAUCAUCCUGGUCACAUGCGAAGAAACUUCCGGCUCCACAAUCACCCAAGACUGUGCAUUUGCUCCGUCGUGGAGCAUUUGAUCAACCUGUGAGAGAAGUCGGUCCUGGAACUUUGAGUGCGAUUGCAUGGUUACCUGGCCGUUUUGAUGAGAUCGAUUCAAGUCAAGAGGCUCAACGGCGGGCAGCUCUGGCUGACUGGAUUGCUCAUCCAGAGAACCCACUCACCUGGAGAAGCAUCGUCAAUCGUGUCUGGCACUACCAUUUCGGGCGCGGGCUCUGCGACACACCGAACGAUUUCGGAAGAAUGGGAAGUUCACCAUCUCACCCGGAACUCCUGGAUUGGCUUGCCAUUUGGUUUCGAGACGAGGCCAAAGGUUCGCUCAAAGAGUUACACCGUCUCGUUCUCACAAGUGAAGCCUGGCAACGCUCAAGCACUGGAACGAGCAAUCCUCAAGAUUCUGAGAACAGACUUCUAUGGAGAAUGAAUCGCCAACGCCUCGAUGCUGAUGUCUUUCGGGAUUCUGUUUUACGAAUAUCAGGGCGCCUCGAUACUCAGAUAGGUGGUCCAGGUAUCGAGCAGUUCCAGAAGACAAAGGGACCGCAGGCGACACCAGCUUUAGACUACGCGGCUUUUGACUGGAACUCAAAGGCAGCACAUCGACGUAGCAUCUACCGAGUUGUCUGGCGAGGGAUUCCCGAUCCAUUCAUGGAAGCACUCGAUUUUCCCGACUUGGGGCUAUUGACGCCCAAGCGAGGUUUCUCAGUAUCUGCGUUGCAGUCGCUGGCCAUGUACAACAAUAAUUUCGUGUUGCAUGGCAGUCAGUGGCUUGCAGACAGCAUCGUACAAGAACAUCCAGAGUUAGCAGCACAGGCUGGGGGUGGGUUUGGUGGAUUGGCGUUAUCGCAUCUGCUGGCUUCUGAGUCGCAAACAGUUGCGACUGGUGCUCUCAAUGGUGGGCUGCAUCAUCCUGCGAAAGUGAAACGCGUGAUCCAGCUCUUCAUGACGGGUGGGGCCAGUCCGAUGGAUACGUUUGACUACAAACCUGAACUGGAACGACUCCAUGGACAAAAGCUGGGACCGGAAGAGAAACCGGAAGGCUUUACGGCCAUGCCCGGGGCGUUGAUGAAGAGUCCCUUUCAAUUUAAGCAAUACGGAGAAUCAGGUCGCUGGGUCAGCAGUGUCUUUCCACAUCAGUCCAAAUGGGUUGAUGAGAUGGCCUUCCUCAUGGCGAUGUCCUCCAAGACGAAUGUCCAUGGUCCCGGCACCUAUAUGAUGAAUACCGGUUUUCUUCUGCCCGGCUUCCCCUGUCUGGGAGCCUGGACCUCUUACGCGCUGGGGAAUCUGACUGACGAUCUGCCGACUUUUGUGGUGCUGCCUGAUGCGAAAGGCCUGCCAUAUAAUCAACGCGGCCCCUUUUCUUCUGGGUUCCUGCCGGCGGUCUAUCAGGGGACAGUCAUUAAUGCAGGCUCAUCAAAUCCGGUUCCCGAUUUGUUCCCCAAUGAACGUUUUCGCUUUACUCACUCAGAAGCUGAUCGAGAUGGAUUAAGUCUUCUGCAUUCGAUCAAUCGAGAUCACGCAGCCGAGCGACCAGGAGACUCCCGAUUGGAGUCACGAAUUCGAUCCUACGAACUGGCUGCGCAAAUGCAGCUGUCAGCCCCAGAAGCCUUUGACCUGACACAGGAGAACGAAAGCACUCAUCGCUCCUAUGGACUCGAUCAAGCGGUUACGGAGGAUUUUGGUCGUCGUUGUCUCUUAGCGCGUCGUUUGUGCGAACGAGGGACGAGAUUCGUUCAAGUCUGGAGUGGUCCUCAGGGAGCAACCGAAAACUGGGAUAACCAUGGCAGCAUCCCGAAGGAAUUGCCACCCAUCGCUGCCAGUGUUGAUCAACCAAUUGCGGCCCUGAUCCAAGACCUCAAACAACGUGGUUUAUUUGAGGAGACUCUCCUGAUUUGGACCACGGAGUUCGGUCGUACUCCCUUUGCCCAGGGAGGAACGGGUCGUGACCAUAAUGGGGGAACAUUCGUCACCUGGAUGGCUGGAGCAGGCAUCAAAAAAGGAGCUUCCUACGGGAAGAGCGAUGACUGGGGGUAUCAGACUUUAGAAGGAAAGACCUACUGUUACGAUCUGCAUGUAGUCCCCUCUGGGUUAAAGCGUAGCUGGCAGACUUUUGGUCGCCACAGUUUGCAGAUCUACAAGUCAAUUCAGGCAGACUUUGAUAUCUCUGUACGCCAAUUGGGAACGGUCUAUCUUGCUUCUGACGAAGAGGAACUGGCUCUGCUGGAAGAAUUGCAUGUGCGUAACAACGAAGUUGAAUAUCCCUCUGAAUUGUGGACAGCCCGUCGAGCGCUAGAGCGUUUCCCUCAGUUACGUUCUGAGUAUUGUCGUGGAGCCCUCUUUUUUCCGGAAGAAGUCUCCGUCAAUCCUCGACAGAUGAUUCACCGGCUACAUGACUAUCUCGCUGAGCAGCCAGGUUUUGAGAGCAAGUUCCAAACUCAGGUCAAUGGAGUCUUCACGAACGAACAGAACGAAGUAACUGUGACGACUGCGGACGGGCGUGAAUUCACGACGAAGAAAGUCAUUUUGUGCAGUGGGAGUGAGUUUGAGAUUCUCUUUCCAGAAUUAUUUCGGGAAAGUGAUCUUGUAGCGGUCAAGCUACAAAUGCUGCGAUUGAGUCCCCAAGCCAAUGUUCAACUUCCGGGUAAUAUUCUGACGGGACGCUCGAUUCGACGUUAUGAAAGUUUCUCGGAAUGUCCCUCGUGGGAAGCAAUCAAAUCUCGCGAAGCAGGGGAUACCGUUUGUGAUCAAUGGGGAAUUCACAUUCUGUUCAAGCAGGAGGCGGAUGGUGGCAUUAUCCUGGGAGACUCGCACGAAUAUGCGCCUGCGCGCGAACGAGACAGACUUGGCUUUGAUCUACGUAGAGACAUCAACGAUGCUUUGAUUCAAGAAGCCGCAAGGAUAUUUUCUUUGCCCUCCUGGGAGAUUGAAUCUGCCUGGAGCGGGAUGUACUGUCAAACCAAUAACCCCGUCGGAAUUUAUCUCAAUCAAGUCAGCGAUAACAUCCACAUUGUGACUGGUAUCGGAGGGACCACCGUGGACGAAGACAACGUGGUGUACAAGACUGUCCGCGCAGCGAUCAAUGCAGCUGGCUAUGACUACUCUCAAGAGCAGGUUCAGGCUGUAGGCGCAGGAAAGGAGAAGUCUCAGGCAAUCCGCGAUGUCCUUAACAUUGAUGGGAAGGAGCAUCCAGACGAUGAAGUGGCUGCGAUCUUUUCUGAUUUCAAAAAUCGACUAGCUGCAGCCUAUCAGGACCUCCAGGUACGAGAGCAACCGCAGGCAUUAAGUGUCUUUGGUACUUUACGUACAAGAGGAGUGAAGGUGGCACUCAACACGGGUUAUGAUCGAGCUACAGCGGAGGGCCUCCUGGAAAAACUAGGCUGGGUCGUUGGUCAGCAGAUUGAUGCUCUCGUGACAGCGAGUGAUGUCGAGAGGAACAGACCAGCUCCCGAUAUGAUUCGCAGAGCGAUGGAACUGACAGGUGUGGGGGAUGCCUCUCAGGUUGCGAAAGUCGGUGAUUCUCAAAUUGACAUCGAGGAGGGGAAGAAUGCGGGAUGUGGAAUAACUUUGGGAGUCACAACUGGUGCGCAAGGAGAAGAGUUGUUGCUGAAAUCGGAUCCAACUGCUGUCAUCAGUGGUUUAAGGUCUUUAUUACCGUUGAUUGAAGUUCAUUAA